GUUCAACUACAAGUUGAAGCAUAUUUUAUUAGUGAUGUAUUAAAAGGUGAUGAUCAAACUGAAAUGAGAGUGAAGUUUAUUAGAUAUUUAAAGGAGGAAGUACCAGCCGGUGAAGAUUAA
Messenger RNA from Entrophospora candida, 120 nucleotides. The record is from the annotation of a GenBank genome assembly. NCBI's taxonomy places the organism in Eukaryota, Fungi, Glomeromycota, Glomeromycetes, Entrophosporales, Entrophosporaceae.